Cyphellophora attinorum is the source of this 5100-nucleotide messenger RNA. RefSeq names its product Tat-binding-like protein. The record is from RefSeq and is a predicted model, not a curated record. Gene Ontology annotation, cellular component: nucleus. Gene Ontology annotation, molecular function: ATP binding; chromatin binding; histone binding. The coding region runs from base 1 to 5100 and encodes 1699 amino acids. Gene Ontology annotation, biological process: positive regulation of transcription by RNA polymerase II. The transcript is spliced from 2 exons. Lineage: Eukaryota; Fungi; Ascomycota; Eurotiomycetes; Chaetothyriales; Cyphellophoraceae.
AUGCGCGGCACUAGGAACAAGACGUUGGAGGAGAUCGCCCAGGCGGAAGACUCCAACGAUGAUGACUACGACGAUGCGGCUCCGGGCCCAUCAAAGCAUCGUCAUUCGAGACGGGGUGCGCCGAAAGGCGUAAGGAGGAAGCCAUGGAGAGGCUAUAAGGGCUCGGACGUCGACAGCGACAGUGAAGAAGUGCUCAGUGACGACUCCGGCUCCUUCGGAGAGUCAGAAGAUGAAGAAGUCGAGACCAAUGAAAACGGCCGACCCGUGCGGAAUAGUGUCAAGAAAGCCAUCACUUACGAGGAAGGCUCAAGUGACGAAGACGACGAACUGAUCGAGGACGAUCCAAAGCCGCGGUCUUCUCGGCCUCGCACUCCCAGAAAGAGCGAGCUCAAGAUCACAUUCAAAGUUGACUCAGAAAAGCUGUCCAAGAUGGUCAAUCGACCCGCUCGAUCCACUCGAACUGGUAGCCGUCAAUCGACGCAGCCACCAGGCCCACCUGCUCGUCGCAGCAGUCGCAUCUCUCACGACGAAGACGAGCCUCUCGUUGCCUUGACGAACUCUGGCAAUCACGUGCAAGAAGUCCGGGAAGGCUCAAGAGGCCCAGAACCCGCUUCCUCACGUCCGACGAGAGGUGGCAAAGGUCUCAAGCAUCCUUCGAAAAGUACCAUCGACGAGGACACCGAGCCGAAUUCUCAUGACACGAAAGAGGCGGAAGACUACGAGGUCAAAGCGUCACAACACGAAGUAGCCGACAGUGAUCCUCAGACCCAAGCUGAGCCCGAUGCCACAGAGCUGCCUCGCCUCAUUAGUGACCUACAAAAAGAAGCCGCUGUCGAGCCAGAGUCACCAGAUCCGCUCCAGAAUCAGAAUCCUCGCAUCUCGAUCAAUGAUGUGGAGGACGAAGAGGAAGAUGACGAAAAGCCUGUCUUGCGUGGUAGAACCACUCGCGCAGCCAACAAACGAAAGGCAGACUCCGACCCUCCAGAAUCACCGCAGGGUCCAGUGAAGCGACUCCGCCGCAAUUUGCGAAGUGCGAAUGCGAGUGGCUCCCGGCGGCGGCGUACAAAUGAGGAAAGCUCUGACUUUGAUCCUGCAGAGGAGCAAGAGAAAGACGAGCAGCUUUCAGGUUCUUCUGAGUCCGAGCCAGCACAACGCAAGAGAAGCGCCCGAUACGACGAUUCUUCCAGCAAUGGUGGUCGCCGCUCAACUCGACUUCGGCGGAGUCGGAAUGCGUCUCGGCAGGCAUCUGUCCCCAGUGAAGGCGAAGAUGAGCUGGCUGCAGAAAUUGCCGAGCUCAAGCGCGAUGGCAGAAAGCCAAAGCCUGCCAGAGAAGAGAUCACCUACGAGCCAAGAGGUCGACGUGGUGGAGCAAAGCCGAAUUACAACCUGCUGCGGAUAGCGCCCCUGGAAGAGGAGGAAGAAGUGGCUGCUCCAUCGCCUUCGCAACAGCGAGGGCGGGGAAGGCCUGGGGCAGGCAGCUGGCAGAGGAGUCUAUUCAAUACCUACGGUCCCUUUGGCGGCGCUGGCGGGCCUGCACCAGUACUUGGCGGCGGUAUCGCACCUCGUGCCCAGGGUGACGUCGACUCCGACUCGAGCGACGAUGAAGUGAUGAAGCAGCCGCGUCCGCAGGUCGGAGGUGCGGUUGGCAUGACGCCUACGACAGCUGGACCAGCUGGAGGCUUCAAUCUCUUCCCUGGACUGGGUGGAGCAGACCAAGCACCUGCUGGGACGCCAGCAAACCUUGGUAAAGUCAAGGACAAGCAAGCUUUGGCUGAUGCUGACCCGCUCGGCGUGGACCAGAAUGUCACCUUUGACGGCGUCGGUGGUCUCCAGGGCCACAUUGAUCAGCUCAAGGAAAUGGUUGCGUUACCUCUCCUGUACCCAGAGAUUUUCAUGAGGUUCAAAAUUACACCGCCGCGUGGUGUGCUCUUCCACGGUCCUCCUGGAACGGGUAAAACAUUGCUUGCUCGGGCACUGGCAUCUAGUGUCAGCUCCCAGGGACGCAAGGUUACCUUCUACAUGAGAAAAGGUGCCGAUGCCCUCAGCAAAUGGGUUGGUGAGGCCGAGCGACAACUACGACUCUUGUUCGAAGAGGCUCGCAAGAACCAGCCCAGUAUAAUAUUCUUCGACGAGAUCGAUGGUCUGGCACCCGUACGUUCGAGCAAACAAGAGCAGAUCCACGCGUCCAUCGUGUCGACCCUGCUCGCGCUAAUGGAUGGUAUGGACGGACGAGGUCAAGUCAUUGUCAUCGGCGCGACCAAUCGACCUGACUCGAUCGAUCCGGCACUUCGAAGACCUGGCCGUUUCGACCGCGAGUUCUACUUUCCAUUGCCCAAUACUGAAGCUCGAAAGGCGAUUAUUGAUAUUCACACGAAGGGCUGGAGUCCACCUCUUGCGCCAGAUGUGAAGGUCGAGCUUGCAAAGCUUACGAAGGGGUACGGUGGUGCAGACCUGCGCGCCUUGUGCACAGAAGCAGCGCUCAACGCCGUACAAAGAAGAUACCCACAGAUCUACUCUUCGAACGAGAAAUUGCUGAUUGAUCCUACGACGAUAGAGGUCACGCCGAAAGACUUCAUGUUGUCAGUCAAAAAGAUGGUACCUUCGUCAGAGCGGUCGGCUUCUUCGGGAGCCGCAACGCUUCCUCCCAGCGUUGCUCCACUGUUACAGAGACCUCUCGACAAGAUUAUCAAGAUUGUCGACGACAUCAUGCCACGAAAGAAGAUCACAACUGCCCUCGAGGAAGCACAGUUUGAGGACACGUCUGAGGGGCAGUCCUUUGGCCGAGAACGCAUGCAACAAGCAUUCGAGACAUCUCGGGUGUUCAGACCGCGCAUGCUCGUGCAUGGUCGCACCGGAAUGGGUCAACAGUACCUUGCUGCAGCAUUACUGAAUCACUUCGAAGGCUUUCAUGUCCAAAAUCUCGAUCUCUCCACAUUGUAUGGCGACACGACAAGCUCGCCUGAAGCUACCAUUAUUCGCUUGUUCUCAGAAGUCAAGACACAUAAGCCUAGUGUCAUCUACAUCCCAAAUGUACAAGAAUGGUACCGGAUGCUCGCUGCAACUACGGCACUUCCGACCUUUAUUGGCCUGCUUCGAUCUAUCAAGCCCACCGAUCCGAUUCUCGUCCUGGGUAUUGCAGAGACAGACGAUGUAUUGGACGCCGGUCUUGCGCAGGAUAUGUUUGGCUAUGCGUCGAGAAAUCGCUUCGCUGUCCAGCAACCAGAAUACGAAGAGAUUGUACGCUUUUUCGAGCCUGUCAAAGAAUAUGUGUCCACAGCUCCAGAUCGUUUUCCCGAUCCGACAAAACGCAAACCCCGGAUGAUCGAAAAGCUUCCAGUGGCGCCACCAGAGCCUGCGAAGCCAGAGCCAGUGCUCUCGAAGGAAGAGCUCAGACUCCAGAAGAAACGUGAUCGACAGACUCUCAAUAUGCUGAAGAUCCGCCUGCAGCCUAUCAUGGAUCAGAUACGCACGCGGUACAAGAUGUUCAGAAAUGGUGUUAUUGACGAUAGUCAGAUCCGCUACCUUUACGACGAAGCAGAUCCGACCACCGUGACGUCUGAUUUGCCAGUCGAGAUACAAUCGCAGGCCACAUUUCGCCCAUUUGAGAAGGGCACCGAUGCUCAUGGCGUCCCGGGCCUCGUCGAGCAAGCAACAGACAAAUUCUUCUACAACCUCGACUCGGUUACCAUCGAAAAGCGUCUCAGCAAUGGCUAUUACAAGCGCCCCAAGGACUUCUUGUUCGACAUAAGUCGCUUUGCUAAGGAUGCGAAGAUGAUUGGCGACGAUAAUCGUCUGAUCAAAGCGAACGAGCUUCUUGCUAAUGUUGAAGUCGAUAUCGACGGCAUCGAGGCGCAGGAGCCUUUGCUUGUAGCUGCAUGCGAAAAGAUGUUCCAGAGAGAACAGGUUCGGGAGCAAGAGCUGAUUGCGAAGCAAAAGGCGGAAGCUGCUAACAAGGAUAUGCCGCCUCCUCGUCUGACGUCCAACGUGCCACCCAACGGGGCCUCAGUAACAACAGACUCUACCGUUGGACCUAUAAGACUUGGCAUUCCCAUCGCACCCAGCGGUCCAGACCUUCUGGCGACCUUCAAUCCAACGACGCCUUCUAGGAGUACGACUUCGGCUCUCACAAAUGGCAUUCACAAAGACACUUCGGCCACCAACACUGGAGAGCGCACUAAUGGCACAGUCUCUACGGAAGGACACAAAGCCGAUGUCGACGAUGACACGCCAAUGGGUGAGGCUGGAGAGUCAGCACCUACUUCAGGUGAGAAAAACAAUGAGACUCCGCAGACGAACUCCAGCUCCUUCAAUGGACAUGCAUCUGCCCAGCCCCGACACUACUAUCAGUACACUGCUCCGUCUCAGCAAAUGCAGGAGGCCGCGGGAAUGUCAAACCCUCUUUCGCAGACAGCUGGCAUCACGUCCAUGCGACAGGGCAGCCAGGCGGCCGACUACCACAACAGCGCUAGCACCACUGACACUCCGGUUGAGAAGAAGAAUUCCGGCGACAAGACCUCUGGGGCGUCCAAUGACAACAAUCGCCUUACACAAGACUCAGGACCUAACUUCUUCCCAUACGAUGAGACACUUGGCCGGGACUUACCAGCGACUCAAGAGCCACCUCACUCACAACGCCUUCAUACGGCGGACGACAACCACUCGCCUCUCGAACGCAUCCAGCCAGCUUCUGCACCAACCGUGCCUCUCUUCAACGACGUGGAGCCGAGCCCGCAGCGGCCCGUCGCACAGAGCCAGCCUCAACAAGGGGCUCAGGCUCAGGUUCGCCGACCGAGCACGCACAUUCAAGAUAUCCUGAACCCGUCGCCUGAGGAGCCUGAACAUAAGCUGGUGCUACCUUCGGAUGAAGUGCUCAGUCAGGCAAUAGAGCAAUUGGCCAAGAACUGUGCUACGAUGACGGUGGAACAGAUGGAGCAAACGAACAGUGUGGUCAUGGAUGUGAUCUGGAAGACGCGGGAGGAGUGGGAUCGACAGAAGGUCUUGGCUAGGGUGCUGGAAGCGGCUGCAGAAGUCAGGGCGGACAUGCAUGAUGUUACGCAGGUGCCAUUGGAUCUGCCGCGCUCGUCAGAUGGGAGUUAUUAG